GCCUAAACGGGAUAUAAUGUACAGUGUACUAUUACAAAGCGCAAGAUCGAAUGAAUAUUAAACUUCUUUCCUUGGGUGACUGUGAAAUGGAAGGGACAGAGGUCCACAUCAUCUGAUACUGAUGGAACAAAACAGGAGAUGGGCUGUUCUACAAGCAAGACGACGACAGUCGCGCCAUACCCUGGUGCCACAAAGACACACCUCUCCACCUCCCGCAAUCGAAGACACCCAGGCGGUCGUCAGAUAAGGGUGGUUCCAGCAUCUCAUAGUAGACCACUGGCCAAGAAGACAUUGAAUUCGGAACAAGGUCAGGAGGAACCAGUCCAGAAGCGGACACGGCGUGAUUCUCGAGUUGUGACGGAAGAUGACUUGGUCUGGUCUGGCAAGAAGGCGUUGAUUCCUCGCCUAUCCAUCUUCAAGGCGAUUGAUCAGAGAGCCAUUGCAGCUCCAGACAAGCUACGCACCAAACCUGCGGAGUUGGUCGCCUAUCUGACAGCCCCAUGCAAGACAGAACUGGAGAAGUUUCGGGCUAUCUUCCGAUGGGUAGCCUCACACAUGAGAUACGACGUGGAGUCGCUCGAGACAGGUAUUCGAGCCAGCCAAAGAGCAGACGACUGCAUGGCAAGCGGAAAGGCAGUGUGUGCUGGAUUCUCUGGGGUGCUCGGAGAACUGUGCAGGCAUAUUAACGUCCAAUUAGAAGAUAUCUCUGGCUGUUCCAAAGGUGGGGAAUACCGCGCCGGCGAAACGAAAAGAUACCAGAUUUCGGGAGGCAUGCCGACUAAGACGGAUCACGUGUGGAACAUCGUCCACAUCAGCGGUGAAAGAUUCUUAUGUGACCCAACAUGGGCGGCUGGGAGCUAUCGUUGGGAAGGAGGCAAAAAAAUGUGGAAGACCUUUUGGGAGGAGGGUUACUUCCUUGCUGACCCUGAGGGGGUAUUUGAAGACCACUGGCCCAUGGGAAACGGUGGUCACAACAAACAGCUUUUGAAGUCCCCACGAAAGAACUUCAAAGAUUGGUUGGGAAGACCACACAUGAAAACAUCAUCUCAUACUCUCGGAGUUGUCCUGCUCUCCCAUAAAGAAGGGACGAUUCUGACAGACAAAAACGAAAUCGACAUCGAGUUCACAUCGAAAUAUCAGCUAAAGACUUCAACGAAAUUAGAAACAUUAAAGGGGAAAACUUGGACAGAAUUCAGUGGAUUUACAUUGACCUAUCGCGAAGGGGAGAUGUAUAAAAUUCGCGUCAGGAUACCAGAGAGAGGCAACACGUUUAUUCUGAAAGUUCUUGGACGAUUACUAGAAGCAGACGACAACCUCACUGAAAAAGGCUUUUUCAUUGUUUCCUACAACAUUGUCGGCUCAUCACAAACCGUUGCCCGGCCGUUCCAUUCUGAUUUCUGUGAGCGUCUAGGGAUCGAGGCGGAUGCUCUAAAGCUAGGUUUCAAACUAGAUGAUAAGAGUCCGAUGGUUCAGUCUAAAGCCGGCGAGGAGAAGAUUUCUAUCACUCUGCCAAGUUCUGACCCCAUUUCACUGAAAUGUCGUCUGCGUUGUUUGGACAAUAAUUUAGAGCUUGAUGACCAAUGUUAUUCUGAAAAGAACGCGGACCGAAUCGUCUGCCACAUCAGAAUGUAUGACAAGGGCGAAUAUGCCCUUUUUGUUUUCGCUAAUUUACAACAGACGGAUAAUACCAGGCUAGCGAUGUUAGGAAACUUUUUCAUCAACUGCAUCUCGCCGUUGCCAAGUCGUCUCCCAGCUUUUCCGAAACAUUACAGAUAUAAUGGCCCCGAGCCUGCGUUCCAUGAGCUUGGUAUGGUUGAUCUAAACGGGAAUUCCUCGAUCAAAAAAGCUAACAACGAUGGAACAUGUCACCUAACUUUUCAGAUACCUUCUAACCUUCCUCUGUUUAUGGUCCUCUAUGAUCACGCUGGGCACGACAUCCGGGAGCGCCGCGUUUGUGGCGUCCUCGAAAAAGGCAUCAUGACGGCCAUGUUAAAACUACCGCAUCCAGGCAACUUCACCCUUGGAAUAUGCAAGAAACAAGAGGGGACCAGCGCAAAUAACCUCGCAUUUUAUAUGAUAGAAAAUCAUGGGACAUUUCAUGGCGAAUUGUUCCCAGUUGUACAUGAUUUGAUCGGGCCCCUCCCAAGAGCUGCAGGACUCGGGCUGACAGCCGCGGACAAGGACAUGAAAUAUUACAUAAAAACAUCGAAGUUACGGCACAGCUUAAAGUUCUUUGCCCCGGCGGAACUUAAAUCAUUUGCUAUCUUGACAUAUCGAGAUAGAGGGAGAGAGGAUGUGCGGCCGGCAGUGGAAGGGGUGGCUGAUGGUAUCGUCGCCUUGACCUAUGCUAUUAACCUUCCCUUCAGGGGAAUCUUUAGUUUCCAAAUUUGGGAACGCAGCAGCCCGACAAAGAAAUUGAUAGGAAUGCUGUUAGAAUAUCAAUAAUCUAUGUAUGACUGUCGCCAAGAAUUCAAUCACUCCCUGGAACAAAGGUUUAUCGGCUCCUCUGCAUUUGCUGUAACGGGACAGAUGCUGUGGAAUCAGCUGCCAGUUUAAUACUGUGAGAACAAAAUGACCAUGGCAAGCUUUGGAAUCUCACUGAAAAAUAAUUUUUAUGAAAUAUAUUUUGAGUCUUUUACCAAGGUACUUUUACAUGUUAUUCCGAAAUCUUUAAAUCAUCUUGUGUAUUAGACUUUAUUGAAUAUACGCAUGUUUACUUAUUUGACAGCGCUUAGCAGUUUAUUUCAACGUUAAGCACUACAUUGUAUAGAAUAGUUUUAAUAAUGUUGAUAAUAACACUAAUAAUUUCAUUAUUAAUUUGUCAUCAUAUUGUUGCUGUCACGUGUAAUACAUACUAAAUAGAUAUAAAAUAAUAUUUCUCUACAAAUCUAAGAAUGUAUAGGUUGUAGUGGUUAUGGACAAAGUAUUGACCUCAGAAGGAUUCCAGAACAUGCCUCGCACGCAGACCCGGGCCGACCCCAUGGUUCAGCUGGAGACAUUCUCCGCAUUACUAGCUUGUAAAUGUCACUUCAACCCCCAUUCUGGACUGUAACCAUGCAGGUGUAGCCGGCAUAUUCAUGUCGAUCGCCAAGUUUAUGUUGAUAAAUCAUAUAG
Lineus longissimus is the source of this 3114-nucleotide messenger RNA. RefSeq names its product kyphoscoliosis peptidase-like. Bases 139 to 2445 code for a protein of 768 amino acids. NCBI's taxonomy places the organism in Eukaryota, Metazoa, Nemertea, Pilidiophora, Heteronemertea, Lineidae. Gene Ontology annotation, cellular component: cytoplasm. The transcript is spliced from 6 exons. The record is from RefSeq and is a predicted model, not a curated record.